This is a messenger RNA of Girardinichthys multiradiatus, 1705 nucleotides long. RefSeq names its product retinol dehydrogenase 5 (11-cis/9-cis) (gene rdh5). The coding region runs from base 440 to 1486 and encodes 348 amino acids. The transcript is spliced from 6 exons. NCBI's taxonomy places the organism in Eukaryota, Metazoa, Chordata, Actinopteri, Cyprinodontiformes, Goodeidae. Gene Ontology annotation, molecular function: oxidoreductase activity. The record is from RefSeq and is a predicted model, not a curated record.
UAGCUAUAUAUAUUUAACUAUUUAUGGAGCUGAUGAACUGAAUGAGCCCCUGAAACCUUUCUAUGACAGAGAAGUUUGGCUUAUGGGUGUGUACUAAUGUGUGAUACAAUCCUGUGUCAUUUAAAACCAAUUUUGAGAACAGUUAUAUCUAUAAGAAUUGUGUUCUAAACUAAAAAAAAGUAUUCUGUUACCUAAAUGCAGAACAUUCUUUGGGUUUUAGUUUUCCAGCCCUGUUCCCCCCUCAUUUUUCCUUUAAAACAAUUUACAAAAUAGUUACGGAUUGAGGAUUACUAAUAGUGAACGUGUCUUAAGGGAUAAGCCUCAGGCAUAAAGCUUCUCUUUGCACAGCCCCUCUGAGCUGAAGCAGAAGAAUAACCAGAAAGGGAAAAGGAAGGGGAAUGACCGUGGGGAUCCAUCAUUACCCAAUAAGAGAAUAAGAAUGUUUUUCGAACAGUUUGGAAGCCAAAAACAAACUCCCGAAGGCAACAUGAAUACACGGUUUAUAUACGAACUGCUAGGUGAAAAUGCCUGGUACUACAUCACAGCUUCCUUCGCUUUGUUGUGGAUUCUUGUGUGGCUGUACAGAGACAGUCUGGAGAUAGACAAUAUCUCUAACAAGUAUGUCUUUGUGACCGGCUGUGACACGGGGUUUGGGAACCUACUGUGUAAGAAGCUUGAUCGUAGAGGUUUUCGCGUUCUGGCCGGCUGUCUCACAGAGAAGGGGGCUGAUGAUCUAAAAAGAGCAGCGGGGCCUCACCUUAAGACGGUCCUGCUGGAUGUGACCAGUAAGGACAGUAUCCAGACUGCCAUGGAGUGGACCAAGAAGGAGGUUGGCGAUAGAGGACUUUGGGGUAUAGUGAACAAUGCUGGACGUUCCUUACCCAUGGGUCCUUCAGAGUGGAUGAGAGUGGAAGAUUUCCACAGCACAUUGAAUGUGAACAUGAAUGGGGUCAUUGCCAUGACUAUGACCUUCCUGCCCCUCAUUAAAAAGGCCCAAGGACGUAUUGUAAAUGUGGCAUCGGUCCUUGGCAGGGUGGCUGCAAAUGGUGGUGGAUACGGCAUCUCCAAGUUUGCAGUGGAGUGUUUCUCUGACUGCCUCAGGAGAGAUAUAGGCUACUUUGGAAUCAAAGUGUGCAUCAUUGAGCCGGGGUUUUUCAAGACAGCCGUGACCAGCCUGGAUCCCAUCGAGAGGGAGCUGCACCGUCUAUGGAAUCAGCUCAGCCCCGAAGUAAAAGCAAGCUAUGGAGAAAAGUACCUGGACAACUACAUCAAGAUCCAGCGUUUGAUCAUGAAUGCCGUGUGUGACUCAGACCUCACCAAGGUGACCAGUUGCAUGGAGCACGCUCUCACUGCGGCGCACCCACGCACUCGAUACAGUGCUGGCUGGGACGCCAAGCUUCUGUGGAUCCCUCUUUCCUACAUGCCUUCCUUUGUAGUUGAUAUCGGACUGAAGCUGGUGCUGCCUCGUCCUUCCAAGAGCGUUUAACUCGUCAAGACUUUAAAAAAAUGCCUUUGACCCAGCACAGUACCUGCUAUCCAUAGCCUACCUUGUCCAUUUAAUGAUCAGAUUGCUGUGCUUUUAUGUAUUUUGUGUAUAUUAUACUGUAUGCUAUGAUACUUAUAUGUACAUUUUUAUGUGUGUAUAAUUUUUCAAGAAAGAAUGGUCUGUCCCCAGUGCUUUCAAUAAAAACAAAGUUACAUUUAA